Polyodon spathula (Mississippi paddlefish) is the source of this 678-nucleotide messenger RNA. RefSeq names its product neuropeptide FF receptor 2-like. Gene Ontology annotation, biological process: G protein-coupled receptor signaling pathway. The record is from RefSeq and is a predicted model, not a curated record. The transcript is spliced from 2 exons. Gene Ontology annotation, molecular function: neuropeptide receptor activity; peptide binding. NCBI's taxonomy places the organism in Eukaryota, Metazoa, Chordata, Actinopteri, Acipenseriformes, Polyodontidae. The coding region runs from base 1 to 678 and encodes 225 amino acids. Gene Ontology annotation, cellular component: membrane.
AUGGAGGAGAACUGGCCUGAGCCAGAGAUGCGCAAAGCGUACACCACGGUCCUCUUCAUCCACAUCUACCUGGCGCCCCUGAGUCUCAUCAGCGUGAUGUACGGCAUCAUCGGGGCGAGGCUCUUCAGCUUCCAUGGGCCGGAGCGCAGGAGCUCUGGAGAGCUGCAAGGGGACAGGAGCUCCAUCUCCAAGAAGACGAUGAAGGUGAUUAAGAUGCUGGUCACUGUGGCUGUGCUCUUCAUGGUGUCCUGGCUGCCUCUGUGGACCCUGAUGAUGCCGAGUGACUAUGAGGACCUGGGAGAGGAGCGCCUCAGUUUCCUCGCCAGCUACAUUUUCCCCUUCGCUCACUGGCUGGCGUUCUUCAACAGCAGUGUCAAUCCCAUAAUCUACGGCUACUUCAACGAGAACUUCAAGAGGGGCUUUCAGGCGGCUUUCAGCUCCUGCCACUGCUCCCGGGAAACUGAGCAGCCGGUGGUCUUCUUUGAGAGAUCCAGGAAUGCCGUCUUCAUCGUGAGCAACAAGGUCUCAAGUGGUGAGUCGACGGAACAGAUCCGGGCACGGCAGGGUAAUGGGGAGCCAGCCCCAAAGCAAACACAGCCAAGGGUGAGCGGCAUUCUCUUGGAAGAUAUUGACAAGAUUACUACUGGCAAUCGAGUUAGCGCAGCCUGGGAGAAAUGA